Messenger RNA from Ipomoea nil (Japanese morning glory), 4300 nucleotides. Its product is annotated as disease resistance protein TAO1-like. Gene Ontology annotation, biological process: defense response; signal transduction. Bases 40 to 4161 code for a protein of 1373 amino acids. NCBI's taxonomy places the organism in Eukaryota, Viridiplantae, Streptophyta, Magnoliopsida, Solanales, Convolvulaceae. The record is from RefSeq and is a predicted model, not a curated record. Gene Ontology annotation, molecular function: ADP binding; protein binding. The transcript has 5 exons.
CAAAUUUUUGCAGUAUUUUAAAGACGCCGGCGAGGAGACAUGGCGGUCGUAGACGGCGACGAGUGGUCCCUAGCGUCAGAAGCUACGCCGUCGUACCGGUACCAGUGGGACGUGUUCCUCAGCUUCAGAGGCGAGGACACGCGCCACGGCUUCACCGACCGCCUCUACAACGAGCUCGUGCGGAACGGCGUCCGGACCUUCCGCGACGACGAGGAGCUGCCGCGCGGCGAGGAGAUCGCGCCGGGCCUAAUCGCCGCCAUCCAAGACUCGGCGGCUUCGAUCGCCGUCAUAUCGGAGAACUACGCCUCCUCGAAAUGGUGCCUGGAAGAGCUCGCAACGAUUUUGGAAUGCAAGCGGCUCAUGCUUCCGGUGUUCUACGAAGUCGAUCCCUCCGAUGUGCGGAGACAGGGCGGCGCGUUUGAGCGGGAUUUCCGGAACCACCAGAUGACGGUGGACGCCGGUAGGAUUCUCCGGUGGAGGGAAGCCAUGACGAAAGCCGGUAAUAAAUCCGGUUGGGAUUCCAGUGUCUGGGAUGAGCCUACACUAAUCCAGUCUCUGGUGAAGAAGGUUUUGAGUAAGCUAAACAAUACACCUUUAGGCGUAGCAAAAUAUCAAGUUGGACUGCAUUCUCGUGUGGAUGAGCUGUUGAGGAAGUUGGAUGUUAAAGGCAAUGGUGUUCGAAUGCUAGGGUUAUAUGGAAUGGGAGGGAUCGGGAAGACCACUCUCGCCAAAGCUUUGUUUAAUAAGCUCGUCUUCCAUUUCAAGAAGCGCAGCUUUGUUUCAAAUGUUAGAGAAAUUUCUCGCCAGUCUGAUGGUUUGGCAACUCUUCAAAGCAAAUUGAUCGGAGAUCUUAAAAGCAAAGUGAUCGGAGAUCUUAAUCCGGACUCUUUGCCGACCAUACCUGACAUUGCUGUAGGUAUUCGUAAGAUCAAGCAGUGUAUUGAGAGUGCGCCAGUUGUUGUGUUCUUAGAUGAUGUGGAUAACCUAAAGCAACUUCAAGUGCUUGCUGGUGGGAAAGACUGGUUUUAUGAAGGGAGCAGAAUCAUCAUCACCACUAGAGAUAUGCAGGUUUUGGUUGGAAAUGUUGAUGAAAUUGUUGAGGUUAAGGAGCUUUCAUUCCAGGAAUCACUACAACUCUUUAGUUACCAUGCUUUUGGAAGAGAGGAGCCUAGUAAAAGUUUUAAGGAUAUUUCUGAGAAAAUUGUUUCACUCACCACGGGUCUUCCUCUUGGUCUGGAAGUGUUUGGCUCUUUUCUGUUCUACAAGAAAAGGUUAAGGGAUUGGGAAGAUGCAUUGCAAAAGCUAGAGCAAAUUCGGCCCGGGGAGGUUCAAGAUGUGCUGGAAAUAAGUUUCAAUGCCCUGGAUGAACAGGAAAAGCGAAUAUUUCUUGACUUGUCUUGUCUCUUUGUUGACAAGAAGUUUAUGAGGGAAGAUGCAAUUGACAUAUUUAAUGGUUGUGGCUUCAGUGCUGAAACAGCCAUAACAGAUCUCACGGCUAAAUCUCUUGUUAAGAUCAUUGAUGGAAAUGUUUUAUGGAUGCAUGAUCAACUCAGAGAUAUGGGGAGACAAAUUGUUCACCACGAAAACUACAGAGAUCCAAGUGAGCACAGUAGGCUCUGGGAUUAUCAUGAAAUCAUGAAUAUAUUGAAGAAUCUAAAGGGCACAAAAAUGAUUGAGGGCAUCACCAUUGACUUUGAAAAGAAGGAUGAUCUAGCUUCUCAGAAAGUACAACAGAUCAACUUGCAGAAAAGAUAUAGAUCGCCAUCUGCAAUUGCACACUUGAAGCAAUCAUAUAACAAGCAUUUUGGCCAUGCUGCUGGGGAAGAAGAUGGAAUACUCAACACCAGAGCUUUUAAAGCUAUGGCCAAUCUAAGACUUCUUCGGAUCAAUUAUGCUGAAUUGCUUGGUAAUUUCAAGUUUUUUCCUGCUGAAAUGAAGUGGCUGCAGUGGAAAGGUUGCCCUUUACAAUGUAUUCCUUCUGAGUUUUGGCCUCGUGAUAUUGCUGUUCUUGAUCUGUCUGAUAGUAAUAUUACACAUGUAUGGAACAAGAAGCGAUUGGAUAGCUUCCGGUAUAAGAUGGGCGAGAAGCUACAUGUUUUGAACCUCAGUAAUUGUUACUUUCUUGAGGAACUCCCUGACUUAACUGGCAUUCCCUUGGAGAAACUGAAUCUUGAAAAUUGCAAAAAACUGGUUAAGAUUCAUCCCUCAAUUGGAAACUUGAGCACAUUGAUCUAUCUGAACCUUAAAGGUUGUGAGAAUCUUAUGUUGUUUCCAAAUGAUGUCUCUGGUUUGAAACAUCUUGAAAAACUUAUCCUCUCUGAUUGUUCCAGUCUAAGUGAAUUACCGGAGGACUUGAGUGGGCUGAAAUCCUUGAAAGAGUUGCUUGUAAAUAGGACAUUGAUAGGAACACUUCCCAAGUCUGUUUAUCGCUUAAAAAUCUUGGAAAUUUUCAACUUAGAUAACUGCAGCCGAUUGAGAGUGCUGCCUGAAUCCAUAGGGAGCUUGAACUCUCUUAGACAGCUUUCCUUAAACAGAUCAGCUUUACGAGAAAUGCCUGAAUCUGUCGGAAUGCUGACAAACCUAGAGACACUGAGUUUGAGAUAUUGCGGAUCAUUGUCUUCCAUUCCCAACACUGUUGGCGAUCUGAAAUCUUUACUUGAACUGUACCUUGAUGGAACCUCAAUCAAUGGAUUGCCAGAAUCUGUAGGCUCCUUAAAUCAUUUGAAGCACCUUAGGGUCAGCUGUUGUAAGAAUCUGACCGAAUUGCCAAAUUCUAUAGGCAGAUUGUCAUCUCUAAUUUGGCUCUGUAUGGAUGAAACUUCAAUCUGUGAAGUACCUGAUGAAUUGGGAUCGUUGAAGAACCUUGAAAAGCUAGAGAUGAGAAAUUGUACUUCUAUCAAAUCAUUACCAGACUCAAUAGGGAAUCUUUUGAGUCUAACCAGUUUGGCCCUGGAUUCCACCUCCAUAGAAGAGUUGCCAGAAUCUAUAGGCUUUUUGGAAAGGCUUUGGGCACUAAAGCUGAAUAACUGUUCAAAUCUCCAGAGGUUGCCAUCUUCAAUUGGGAAUCUGAAAAAUUUGUGUUACUUCUAUAUGGUAAACACUGCAGUCACUGAAUUGCCCGAUGAAAUUGGGAUGCUUUCAAGCUUAAAAGUUUUGAAAAUGCAGAAGAAUAAUCAGCCCUCUCAAGCCAAUGACACAAGAGAGAUCACUCUUCCAGAAUCAUUUUCAAAUCUCUCAUCAUUGGAACAUCUGGAUGCUAGUGCCUGGAAAAUUUCUGGUAAAAUUUCUGAUCACUUUGAGAAAAUGUCCUCAUUGAAUACUCUUAAACUUGGUCGCAACAAUUUUUGGAGCCUCCCUUCUAGCACGAAGGGGCUCACUGUUCUCAAGAAAUUGCUUUUACCUGAUUGCAAAGAGCUCAAGUCUCUCCCUCCACUUCCUUCAAGUUUGACAGACUUGAAUGUUGCAAACUGUUCUUCAUUGGAACACAUAUCUGAUCUAUCAAAUCUGGGGAGUUUGCGGGAACUUCGAUUUUCUAAUUGCAAAAAAAUAACAGACAUUCCUGGUCUAGAAAGCUUGAAAUCAUUGAGAUGGUUGUACACAGUUGGCUGCAAUGCAUGCUUACCAUCCCUGAAACGAAGAAUUUCUAAGGACACACUAAGACAUAUGCGCUAUUUAUGCGUUCCGGGGAGUGAGAUUCCAGAAUGGCUUGUUCAAGAACUGCCAAGUUUUUCCCCACGAAAAAACCGUGACCUCAAGGGGGUGCUCAUUGGUGUUGUUGUCUCCCUCAACCAAGAAGUAGAGGAUAGCUUCAGAGAUAAAGUCCCCGCGAUUAUGGACAUCCAAGCAAAGAUAAUCAGACAGGGCCAGGCCAUCCUCACUACCACUCUGAACUUAUCGGGGGUUCCCGACACCAAUGAUGACCAGCUCUACUUGUGUAGAUUUCAUGAAACUAACAACCUUGUGUUCAUGUUGCAAGAGGGGGACAAGUUGCAGGUGGCAAUGCGAGAGCCGUCAUGUUUCAGAGGGCUGGAACUGAAGAAGUAUGGGAUGUGCUUGGUUUAUGAGUACGAGGAUGAUCUUGAUGAGAGGGAUGAAGUAUUGUUUGAUGAAUCUCACCAAUCUGUGUCAAAGAAACUGGCAAACUUCUUAAAUGCUCUGUGACAGUUUUGCUGCUGGCUUGCUUUAGGAUACUUCAUUUUGACAAAUGGUAAAUCAUUGUUGUAACUUGUAAGUCAUGUAUAUAUCAAACUUCAAAUUAUACUCAUCUUGAAUCUUGAUGAUAUGAAAUUACCAUUAUUUA